GGAGACGGAAGUCACAGUCCAGUGUCUGUCCUGCGUUGUAUUCUGUGAACACGACCCGUAAGAGUAUUCAGAAUACACUGAGGAAAGGCGGGAGGUUAUUCGAGGCCACGUUACCCGCACCCUCUAGCGCGUCGUCUGGGUUGAUACCGGAAUUGGAGUCCAAUGAAGGGGACAGCGACAUCCCACAGCUCGAUUCAGUGCCCUCGGACCUGGACAGUAGAAUCGAACUGCACCCCGAUCCUAUAAUUAUGGCUUCGCGGAGCCGGAGUACCGAGUUUUAUGGCACGGACUCCGAGAGUUUUGGCGGGAAAGGGCUGCCUUCAACUGGGCGGAUGUGUGCCGAGGAACACAAUUCAGGACCGUUGGACAUGGACUUCUCAUCCCAAGCGCUAGGACAAAGUACAGACACACACGCACACACACACACAUACACACAUGCAUUAGCACACACACACCCUCUGUCGUUUGCGCGGGUGAAAUCGUUCAGCAGCAAACCCACCGUUGUGCCGGAACGGGUGAAGAGUUGGGACGAUUUAGAGUACGAUGAUCCGCCUGAGAGAGAGACUAUGUUUGAAUUCGGAUGGAAUGCGGGGUAUAUGAAUGCCGCAGAUCUGGAGUACGAUCACUACGCAUCGCCCUAUGGGAGCGCAGGGAAUUCGCGCGCGAUGUCCUUCUCGUCCAAUCAAACGGGAGAGGAUGCAAGUCUGGAUUUGACCACGGGCAAUGUUGGAGACACUCCCAGGAUAGCCAUCGACGAACACUUUGAGUACACAGGCACAGAUGCAGACCACAGUAACCAUUGCAACGAACCAUCCACAUCAAGCCCGUACCUUGUCCAACACGACUGCGACCACGCGUACGGCAGCCAGGACACAGGGGCACAGACAUACGCACAAGCACACGUACGGGCACAAGCACACUCCAGACGAACUGCGAUAAAGCACCCCCCCACAUACAUACACGCACACGAACACACUCUCACACCCCACGCCAGCCCUAUCAACCUCACCCGGACGAAUAGGAAGGCCAAGAAGAUACUCAGGGCCAGUACAUUAGAUAGCAACGCCCGUCGGGCCCUGUCAAGCGCAGCCAAUGCGAAGGGUGUGCCUGGCACACCGCAGAACCGCCUCAUCCCACAGACACGCACAGUCCACACCACACACAGCGAAGGCUCGGAUGUCUUUGACGACAUGCAGGCGGCAAGGGCCGAAUGGGCUGCUAUCGAUUCACCAACGGGUGUUGUUCUAGACGACCACACGAGUACGUUUGCGGACGCAAUGAACAAUAACCUGUACUCAGGUAGACUCAGCGGAUCGGACUCACAAAGCAGCUUCAGCGAAACCGCCAGCUUGAACAGUGCCUUUAGCAACUUGAACAUCCAGGCGGUGACAGGAGAACUCAACGCCUUCAACCAACACUACAAUUCACUACUGGAGCUCAUGGAGCUAGUCGAAGUGGUGGAUAAGAAAAUACGACAAUUCAUCGAUGUUCUAAAUGAACAGACUUUCCAGGACGUCACCCACAUCACAUGCCACACAUGGCCGCCGUCCACCGCAC
Sphaeroforma arctica JP610 is the source of this 1557-nucleotide messenger RNA. RefSeq lists its product as hypothetical. The record is from RefSeq and is a predicted model, not a curated record. The transcript has 4 exons. The annotation marks the transcript as partial. Lineage: Eukaryota; Ichthyosporea; Ichthyophonida.